UCAGCGGGGCGAAAGCGAGUUUUAUUUUCUGCAAAAAAAAAACCCCUUAUGGAUUGCUCUUCGCACCUGUGAACAGCGCGAUGACUACCCCUAUCUGUAGGUGCCGGGUCCUGUACCUUGGUUCUGCUGUCCCACACAUCACGAAGGAUGGAUUACAAGGCAUCCAGGAGCCUCUACGGGAUUUGUAUCCCGAGCAGGGUUCGUUCUCUGCCAAAGGCAUUGACUCGUGGCUCAGUGUUUGGAGCAAUGGGAUUCUGAUGGAAAAUGUGGAUGAAUCCAUGCGACAGGUGACUCGGUUUUUCAGCAUAGAAACUCUGCAUUAUUGUGCCGCAAUUCGGUAUGUGGUUGUGCCCGGUAAUAAUGGUGAGAGAGUGGAAAAGUUUUUGCCUUUGGAUAGUCCGUUUGCUCGAUAUGCAGAUCCCAGUCAUCCACCUUUGUUUGCCUGCAUUCUCCGACGUACUACCGGUAUAAAGGUUCUUGAAUGUCAUGCUUUUAUAUGCAAGAAAGAAGCAGCAGCUAAUGCUUUAGUCCGCUGUUGUUUUCAUUCUUAUGCAGACAACAUGCAAGCAAAACAACUCGAUGAGAAUCCUUACUACAUGGAAAAUAGGCGAUCGCAGUCACUGUCAGGUUUAAAUACUUUGGAGAAAGUGGAAGUGUGGCGUUCAAAAGGAGAGGGCUCGACAAUGACAAAUGUUUCAAAUAAUACUCAAAAGCAAGUUACGAAUGGAAUAAAACCUGUCCCGCCACCACGGAAUGGAGUGAGUAGUAAUCAAGACGAUGACAAUUAUAAAAUAUGGACCGGCAUCGCUCCAACAGAAAGAGAACUCUUGUACGUAGAUGCGACAGGAACGAUGCGCAGUUUGAAAUCUGCCACCGGAACCCUCAGAUCAGCUCAAGCAAAAAUUCGUCAGAUGGCUGCAGGUAUUCCGAGACCACCACCGCCACCAUCUCCAGGUCUUUUCAACGGGAAAGACAAAAACAACAAAGCUACUAAGCCUUCGAAAUCAAAAAACAAGAAAAAGCAAAAAGAACAACAACAGCAGCAGCAACAGCAGAUGCUUAUGAAUGGAUCUGCAAGAAUGAUGAAUGGAAUGAGACCGGUAUCUGUCAUGGGGCAUUAUGGGUCCAUCCCUCCUCCACCCCCUCAAGCUCAGUACAGAAAUCCCGGAUUUUACACUGAACGUAGGAUUCACAAGAAUGGGCGUCUUCCUAUACCUGGCCACGAAGAGCCUAUUUACAUGUCUGCGAACCGGCCUCUCAGCCCUGUUUCAACUUACCAACCAGCCGUAUUCCCCUAUGAACAGUACUUCAUGCAAUACGGAACAGCCCCUAGGAAUAUGCCUCUUCGCGAGGGUCAUAUGAGGGCUCGAGCGUCCCAUCAGACUUCUCAGCAGCACUAUUACCACCCCCAGACAUUCCACCCCCCGCCUCCUCCCGAGAAACCCUUCGUGGUCGAAACUCCUGAUUCACCAAACGAUAAGGAUACUUCAGGUGAUAGCAAAGAUGAUUCGCCUUUCAACACUGGGAUCUACAAGAAGAAAGGACAUCUCAACGAGAGAGCUUUUUCUUAUUCAAUAAGACAAGAGCACCGCUCGCGAUCCAAUAGCUUGGCCAGCCUUCAGUUCUUUGCCAACAAUGACUCUUUAGACAACGGCGGAGAUGGUCAAGAGCGCUCUAGAGAUGAGGAUAGGAAAGAAAGAGAGCUAGCACAACUGGUCAGUGGUCUGGAACUGAAGGACAAUGGAAUGCCUGGGACUACCUCCAGCCGUAGGGGGGAAUCCAACUUUAUAAAGAAAAAAUCCUUCGUCUAUCAAAGGUGAAGACAAUCGAUAUUGGUAACAUAAUAUCUCUGUGAAGAAACAAAUGAAAGAGAGGCUAUUACGCUGCUUUGCCAUAUGAGAGAAUAUUUGUCAUGGAACGUUUUCAAGCAUAUCGAACACACCAGAAACGUUAAAAGAAAUGUACCUG
Molecule: messenger RNA, 1968 nt
Organism: Uloborus diversus
Lineage: Eukaryota; Metazoa; Arthropoda; Arachnida; Araneae; Uloboridae
Product: rho GTPase-activating protein 17-like
Exons: 2
Coding region: 81-1820 (579 amino acids)
Source: RefSeq, a predicted model, not a curated record